Messenger RNA from Myripristis murdjan (pinecone soldierfish), 723 nucleotides. RefSeq names its product histone H4. Gene Ontology annotation, cellular component: nucleosome. Lineage: Eukaryota; Metazoa; Chordata; Actinopteri; Holocentriformes; Holocentridae. Bases 9 to 665 code for a protein of 218 amino acids. The record is from RefSeq and is a predicted model, not a curated record. Gene Ontology annotation, molecular function: DNA binding; protein heterodimerization activity; structural constituent of chromatin. The transcript has 3 exons.
GUGUCGUUAUGGCUAGGACUAAGCAGACCGCUCGUAAAUCCACCGGAGGCAAAGCUCCCAGGAAGCAGCUGGCCACCAAGGCUGCCAGGAAGAGCGCCCCGGCUACCGGCGGCGUCAAGAAGCCUCACCGCUACCGGCCCGGCACAGUCGCCCUGAGGGAGAUCCGCCGCUACCAGAAGUCCACCGAGCUGCUCAUCCGCAAGCUGCCCUUCCAGCGCCUGGUAAGAGAGAUCGCCCAGGACUUCAAGACCGACCUGCGCUUCCAGAGCUCGGCUGUCAUGGCUCUGCAGGAGGCUAGCGAAGCUUAUCUGGUCGGUCUCUUCGAGGAUACCAACCUUGCUUUUGUUGUAAAAAUGUCUGGCCGCGGAAAGGGAGGUAAGGGGCUCGGGAAAGGAGGCGCCAAGCGUCACCGCAAAGUUCUCCGUGAUAACAUCCAGGGCAUCACCAAGCCCGCCAUCCGCCGCCUGGCUCGCCGCGGUGGAGUCAAGCGUAUCUCCGGGCUCAUCUACGAGGAGACUCGCGGGGUGCUCAAGGUUUUCCUGGAGAACGUCAUCCGCGAUGCCGUCACCUACACAGAGCACGCCAAGAGGAAGACCGUCACUGCCAUGGACGUGGUGUAUGCGCUCAAGAGACAGGGCCGCACUCUCUACGGCUUCGGAGGCUAAACUGUACAGACACCGCUCAACAACACAAAGGCUCUUUUAAGAGCCGCCCACUUUGAUU